UCGAAGCGCUGACAUGGAUCUUAAGAGUUUUACCUUCUUCAUCCUGGUGGCUAGGGCCUUAGGAAGCACAGUUCCUUCAUACAACACGCCUGCGCCUACGUACCGUGCUCCUGCCCCAUCCUACAAUGCCCCUGCUCCUUCAGGGCCAGCUCAGUACGACUUCAACUACGCGGUGAGAGACGACCACUCUGGAAACGACUACAAUCACCAAGAAAAUCGUAAUGGCUACGAUACUCAGGGAGCUUACUACGUUCUCCUUCCCGACGGCCGUGUGCAGAGGGUUGCCUACACCGUGAACGGCGACUCCGGAUACGUGGCUGAAGUUACAUACGAAGGAGAGGCCCAAUACCCUGCUCACCAACCUGCCCCUUCUCGCUCCUACCAGCCCGCCCCCGCCCCUUCCUACAGACCAGCCCCUACUCCCUCCUACCAAACACUCCUAGCUAUGCUUAAAUCGCUGAAGAACGGACAUGUUAUCGCAGUAUUUCCAUGGUUUCCCUGGAAUGAUUAUGGCCUUACUCUGAGGAAAAGAACUACGCCCUCUUCAGUUAACCUCAUUUCCCCACAUUUCCUCCGUGAUACCAACACGGUGAGCAAGAAAGGAGUGGUCAGCAUGAAUGUAAAACCAUCAAAAUAG
Messenger RNA from Penaeus vannamei (Pacific white shrimp), 637 nucleotides. The record is from RefSeq and is a predicted model, not a curated record. Lineage: Eukaryota; Metazoa; Arthropoda; Malacostraca; Decapoda; Penaeidae.